Messenger RNA from Peniophora sp. CBMAI 1063, 4941 nucleotides. The record is from the annotation of a GenBank genome assembly. Lineage: Eukaryota; Fungi; Basidiomycota; Agaricomycetes; Russulales; Peniophoraceae.
AUGCAAGGCAACCAAACGAUCCUCGAGCCCCCGGAAGCGGGCGCAGUGGGCGCCAACGCCCGAGGCGCAGGAAAGGGCACCAUGAACUUCUCGUUCGACAAGUCUUAUUGGAGUGCCGGACCGAGGGACGAGCCCGGAUAUUGUAGUCAACAGACGCUGUUCGAUGAUCUGGGGAACGACCUACUGAAUCAUGCGUUUGGCGGGUUUAAUGCUUGUAUUUUCGCCUAUGGUCAGACUGGUUCGGGAAAGUCAUACAGUAUGAUGGGCUACGGCGCUGACAAGGGCAUUAUCCCGCUCACUUGCAACGAGCUCUUUGUUCGGUUGGACGCCAAAGCGGCGGCGGAUCCCAAUUUGAGCUUUACGGUCGAGGUGUCAUAUAUCGAGAUCUACAACGAAAAAGUGCGGGACCUGCUCAAUCCGAAGAACAGCGGUAACCUGCGCGUUCGCGAGCAUCCAAGUUUGGGUCCGUACGUGGAGGAUCUGAGCAAGUUGGCGGUGAAGAGCAAUGAGGAGGUUAUGACGCUUAUGGACGAGGGGAACAAGGCUAGGACGGUCGCGGCUACUAAUAUGAAUGAGACGUACGUGCUCUCGCUUUGGUUUGGUCUGGGUGUAUGGAGAUGGAUGGGAUCUAUGCGGGAAUGCCAUGCAAUGUCCUCUCGCUCACACGCUGUCUUCACCCUCAUCCUGACUAUGAAACGCCACGAUAACGACACCAACCUCGACACGGAGAAGGUCUCGCGUAUCAACUUGGUCGAUCUCGCAGGUUCAGAGCGUGCGAACUCGACCGGUGCGACGGGUCAGCGACUCAAAGAAGGCGCCAACAUCAACAAGUCGCUCACUACGCUCGGAAAGGUCAUUUCGUCGCUCGCGCUUGCAUCCAACGCGCCAACAAAGGGCAAGAAGUCCGCGGCCGAUUUCACGCCCUAUCGUGACUCCGUUCUCACAUGGCUUCUGAAAGACUCGCUGGGUGGCAACUCCAAGACAGCCAUGAUCGCCGCCAUCUCGCCUGCCGACUACGAGGAGACGCUGAGUACACUUCGAUACGCUGACCAGGCGAAGAAGAUCAAGAACAAGGCUGUCAUCAACGAAGAUCCUAACGCGAAGCUUGUGCGCGAGUUGAAGGAGGAGCUCGAGAUGCUGCGCGCCCGUGUCGGUGGAGCAGCCAGCGAAGCGACCUUCGAUCCCACCGUCCCCCCGGAGAAGCAGAAAGUCACCUACCAGACCAAGACCGGCGAAAUCAAAACCGUCACGAAAGCCGAACUAGUCGACCAGCUCCAAUCCUCCGAAAAGCUCAUGCAGUCCCUAAACGAAACAUGGGAAGAAAAGCUCGAGCGCACGCAGUCCGUACAGAAGGAGCGCGAAAAGGCGUUGGAGGAGCUGGGCAUCACGGUCGAGAAGAAUAACGUCGGCGUGCAUACGCCCAAGAAGGCGCCGCACCUGGUUAAUCUGAAUGAGGACCCGCUUAUGAGCGAGUGUCUGAUUUAUCAGCUUAAGGAGGGGAGGACGACGGUGGGAGGGAUGGAGACGGAUAAGGUGGUGCAGAUUAGGUUGAGCGGGGAGAGUAUUUUGGAUGAGCAUUGUUGGUUCGAGAAUAAGGACGGGAAGGUCACAUUGCAUGCUUUGCCCAACGCCAAAACCUUCCUGAACGGCCGCCAAAUCUCACCCGACGAAGCAUGCAAGCUCCGCUCAGGCUACCGCGUCAUUCUAGGCGACCACCACGUCUUCCGCUUCAACAACCCCGAGGAAGUCCGCAAGCAGCGUAAACGGGCCACGAUGAAGUCGUCCCUGCACACCUCCAUCACAGCCGAAGAGAUCGAAGCGAUGAAAGCCGAGGGCGCGGAACGUCCGCCCUCGCCCGCCACAUCUGAGGAGGACGAUAAGGACGUGGACUGGACGUACGCGAAGCGCGAGGCGGCACUUGCGAAGCUUGGAUUGGAUCCGGCUAUCGACAGUCUCAGGGACGAAGAUCUGAAUAAGCUCUAUGAGCGCGUCACGAUGGUCAAAUCCAUGCGCGAUCUCUCCGCUCGACCGCGACCCGAGAGCUCACUUAGUCUGAGCCAGCAAGACGACGUCUGGAGCGAGAACGGCAGUCGGACUCCGUUCGGUGGGGACGCGCUUACGGACGAUACGAGCGUCGAUGCUGGUGGUGCGUCCCCCGACGCACAGGCAGACGCGCAAGCGAGUCUGGAGGACAAGACGAGGGAGGUGGAGAAUCGGUUACAUGCUAUCGCCGAGAGCAGUGCCGAGGCUGAGGAUCUGAAGGAGGAGAAGGAGCAGAUGGAGAUGCAGCUCAAACUCGUGCAGGCGCAUAUGAAGCGGCUCAUCGACGCGCGCGCACGAGGGGAACCGGAGAGUGCUGAUGAUGCGUUCGAGCCGGUGCUGUACUCUGCGAGGCAGUUGAGGUUGAUCAGGAGGGUGUUGGAUAAGUGGAGAGCGCAUAGGGCGUUCAGUAUGGCUGAGACGGUACUGAGCAACGCGGCGCUGCUUAAGGAGGCAAAUGUGCUUGCGCGGGAGUUGCGGAAGGACGUCAGCUAUAACUUCACGAUCGCGUCGGGAGGAGCGCUCGCGGCGCCUGCGUCAAGUCUCGCUGCUAUAGCUGGAUUGGACGACUUUGCGGACGUCGCGGAUCCGGUGCUCGCAUCCGCCACUCAACCUGCCGUCGCGGUGAAAGUGCUGGACUACGCACAUCGCGCAAUAUACGUCUGGUCCCUCGACCGUCUGCAACAACAAGUCCAGCGCAUGCGCAAUCUCACAGCAUUCAUCGAUCGACCCGCAUAUUCCCUUCACUUUUCCGCCGACGAACCGUUCUACAAUGUCCCCGCUCCGGAGUACAGCUUCGUGGGCAACGCGAUGGUGGCGCUCGCCCCGCUCUCGAGGAGACUUUCGUCCACGAGUACGGUCCCGAUCUUUGAUCGGUAUACGGCGGAGGCUAUUGGGAGUUGUAGGGUCGACAUCAAGUUGGUGUCUGUUGUUGCGCCCACUCCGAAGGGCGUGGGGAUGGGCGCGCCAGGGACUUCGGCGGCGGGAUCGGGGGCCUCGACGCGCGCGGGGACACCGAGCACGAUCAACGAGCCCAAACUUCUGCCCGUGGGAAGUAAAGUGAGCUUCUUCCUAACGGUGGACGCCGUCAAAGGGCUCGCGCCGCACGACUUCGCCUCUGCGCACCUUCAGACGCGACUGAGCGCGUUCGUGGGAUCCAGCUUGAAAGCGGAGGAGAUGUACGCAAGCAAUGCUGUGGAUCUGGCCAAGGCACCGCCGAGCGAUUUGAAGUUCAGGAGGGCGUUCUCGUUGGUCGUUACGAGCAAGGUGUUGCAGCAUCUAAGGACGGGGUAUGCGCCGAUCGAGUUGUUUGCGGUGUUAAAGCCGCAGUAUUUGGAGAGGAUGGAGAGGUGGGAUGAGCUGAGGGAGCAGAAGGUCGCGUUCCCACAACGGUCUGGGUCGCCGUCGGCCACUUCGAACGGCAACGGGAAUGCGGAGGACGUACUUUCUCCCGCGGCGUCGUACUCUGCUGUGUCGUCUUCGGCGGCUAGCACGAGUAGUGGACAUACGGGCGGCGGAGCACAACCUCAGCCGACGAUGAGGAGAUCGGAGAACGACUUCGUGAUGGAGCAGACGCACGAUGUCGUGGCGUACCUUCAAGUUCGCGAGCUCGCGCCGGACGGGUCGUAUGCGCCAGUACCACUCCUCACCCAAGGCAACCUUGACCCCGGAGCCUUCAGCUUGCAUCAAGGUCUCCAACGAAGACUGUCGCUCACGCUCACGAGCAAUUCCGGGAAGCAGCUACCGUGGACGGAUGUGGUGCGCGUUAGGGUGGGCAACAUCCGGUCGUUGGACGCGAAGGGUCGGGUGCACGAGAGCUCGAGUCGGCCGCUCGUUACGCUGCCGUUGUUGGCGGAUCAGACGCUCGAGUUCAGACCGGACGGAUCGGCAUUAUUGCAAGCUACAGCGCUCUGGGAUUCUUCGGUCCACGAUAGCGCGCUGCUCAAUCGUGUCACUGCGAACGGGCAGCGGGUGCUGUUGCAGAUCACUUGGUCCGUGGCAGUGGAGAACUGUGCAGAACCGGUUCAGUUCAGCAUGGAUAUGGCCGUCACAAUGCAGACGCGCGACGCGCGACCACCGAGCAAGAUCGUCGCGCUACUGAGCAGCACGAGGAUACUGCAGAAGAGCAGUUCGGUCUUCCGCGUGCGGCUCAGUCCACCGCUCACACGCUCGGCGAAGGAACUCUGGCGGCUCGACACGAGCGAGAAGUACGUUCGCGGCGAGGAGGUGCUCAGUACAUGGCGGCCGCGCGGUCUUUCUGUUGUCGAGGACUACGGAAGGCUCGUUACGAUGGAGCGCCGCGCGGCGGACGUACAGGCUGUGCGAGUCGUACUGGCACAUUCGCCCGCCGGUCAAGCGCAGCUUAGCGCCGAGGCACAACAAUGGGCGCGUCAAGAUGUGUUGGCCAAGGCGCUUACGCUCUGGCAGAAGCGCUUCGGUGCUGUCGGCGAGAUCGUGCUUAGUCAGGAGCCGACGACGCCCGUUACGCCUGCUGUACCAGCAACCCCGCCACGGUCUGCGAGGCUGAGGCGCGAACCGAGGGAAGAGCCUAUGCAACUUGUUGCGAGUACGAAGUUGAUGCCGAGGAGCGAUAUACCGACGAAGAGUGGGCAUUUGAAUGUGUUGCUCGAUGCGACGAAUGAUGUGUGGGAACGGAGAUGGUUCGUUCUUCGAAGACCGUAUCUGCACGUUUACAAGCACUCGAAUGAGCUGGAGGAGAUCUCGGUGAUCAGCUUAGACGGGGUGAACGUCGAAUACAAUCCGGAUCUCGAGUCACUCUAUGGACGCCCAUUCACGUUCACCCUCUUCACUUCUUCCAACUCACACGCCCUUGCCGCUCCAAGUCUGAAAGAGUUACAAUCAUGGACAUCCAAGCUAGACCCUACCCGUCUGCCUUCAUGA